This is a messenger RNA of Limulus polyphemus (Atlantic horseshoe crab), 4983 nucleotides long. Its product is annotated as AFG1-like ATPase. Bases 1 to 1365 code for a protein of 454 amino acids. Lineage: Eukaryota; Metazoa; Arthropoda; Merostomata; Xiphosura; Limulidae. The transcript has 13 exons. The record is from RefSeq and is a predicted model, not a curated record. Gene Ontology annotation, molecular function: ATP binding; ATP hydrolysis activity. Gene Ontology annotation, cellular component: mitochondrion; cytoplasm.
AUGGAGAGGUGUGUUAAUAUUGUGCAAUUGUGGCAGAAUUUGUGUGCUACGAAGAAAAAAUCGCAUUAUAUAUUUAUACAGACUUGUUUUGUUCACAGUCGCCGUCGUCGGGAUUACUAUGAAAAAGGUAACCUGGUGGCCCUCUAUCAGCAUAAGGUUGAAACUGGACAGCUGCUUCCAGAUGAACAUCAGGAAAAUAUUGUUAAUUAUUUGCAAGAACUGAACAUUAAAAUAAAAGGCUACACUCCUCCAAAGCAAGGAUUUUUUCAAAAAUUCUUCGGAACUGGCAAGCAGCUUGAGGUACCUAAAGGGCUUUACUUGUAUGGAGCAGUAGGUAGAGGGAAGACAAUGUUAAUGGACAUGUUUCAUGACAACUGUGAGACAAAGAACAAAAGACGUGUCCACUUUCAUUCCUUCAUGCUUGAUGUCCAUACACGUAUUCACGAAUUUAAAUCCAAAAUGGUAGGAAGAGAGAAAACCCAGCGACGGCCAGCCAGUUAUGAUCCUAUUCCUCCUGUUGCCAAGUCGCUUACUGAAGAUGCAUGGCUUCUAUGUCUGGAUGAAUUUCAGGUUACAGAUAUUGGUGAUGCCAUGAUUUUGAAAAGGCUUUUUACCGAACUGUUCAACAACGGUGUGAUCAUUUUAGCCACAUCUAAUCGUUGUCCUGAUGAUCUUUACAAGAAUGGUUUACAACGAAGCAACUUUGUACCAUUCAUCAAGAUACUGAAGGAUCAUUGCCAAACCAUUCCUCUUGAGUCUGAGUUUGACUAUCGACUAAGGACAGCUGUAAGACAGAAAGUGUACUUCUUAAAGUCUGAGGAUGACACAGACGAUUCUCUUAACACAAUUUUCAAAAUCUUGUGUAGCAAAGAAAAUGAUAUUGUCCGAAGAAAGAUCCUGAGGAUUAAGGGCAGAAAUGUUACAUUUCCUAUUACAUGUGGUCAGGUUGUUGACUGCAGCUUUGACGAACUUUGUAACAGACCUUUAGGUGCUGUUGAUUACUUAAGCAUGAGUCAAGUUUUUCAUACAGUUAUCAUCAGAAAUAUACCGCAACUCACCCUGAGACAGAAAACCCAAGCUCGACGGUUCAUUACGCUCAUUGAUACCUUCUACGACCAUAAGGUUAGAAUCUUGUGUUCAGCUGACGUUCCUCCAGAAAAGUUGUUUGUAUCAGUGGAAGAUACUGAGGUAACUGAAGAUGAAAAUAGGAAAUUAAUGGACGACCUUGACAUUAGCCAGUCUUCAGAAAGUAGCAAAGCCAGUAUUUUCAGUGGUGAGGAAGAAGUCUUUGCAUUUGAUCGAACUAUUUCUCGACUUGUUGAGAUGCAGACCACAGAGUAUUGGGAACAGCGAGAAGCUUCUUGACACAACACAAACACUUAAGAAAAAUAAAGUUGUGACAUUUUAGCAAUUUUUUUUAAUAGGAGAAAUUUAUAAACCAUUGAAGUUUAUCUACAAUGAAAUUUAGUUUGUUGUUUCUUACAACUUUGAUCCAGCAUAGGCUAUUUUAGGCCUUAGAGACUUUUGUUUUUUAUAUAUAUGUAGUUUACUCUUUUGUCCUUCCCAGAAAAAAGUUUCAGUAUUGUUUAUAGGUUUCUGUUAAAAGUGUUAUAUCACUCUGUAACUGCUUUCAUACGUUGAGGAAAGUGUCUUUUAAGCAUUUGUUCAGUUUUGUGGCCAUUAGGUUUACUAGCAGUAGUGAGUGAGUUAACUGACUAACUGAGUUGGCAGUAGAAAAAAUUUUAGCGUGUGUUUAAAUGGGAAAAAGAAUGGUGAUAACUUUACUUGGUACACCAGAGGACGUGUGAAACCUGUAAUACUUGUUUGAUUACUAGUAUGUAUUUAAUAAGUAGGCUUACCAAGUGACGAGGGAAUAAAGUAGGUAAUAUUAGACACUAUUAACAACAGCUGUGAUUUAAUCAGCCACUUACUGAAGGUAGAUUCCUUACUAAUUAUAGUUAACAAUUUUUUCUUUGUAAUUAUAUAGGGAGAAUAUUUUUCUGCAUAAUUUUAUGUACAGACAAAUCAGGGAUAACACAAGAUGCUUGCAGUAGGUGAUUGUAUUAGUUGAUUCAGUAUUUUAUUUAGUUCAUGGUUUAGUUUAUGUAAAUAUUAAAUUGAGCACACAAAUUGCAGAUCAUCGGUUAGCUUCUUUACCCACUAAUUUUCUCGUCUUUUUUUUUAACAAUUUUUAAGACCAGCUUUAAUAUUGGUAUUAUAGUUUUCUCUAUGCUAUGUUCAAAAUGUAUCGUCUUUGAACAGUUUUUUUUUAAUAUUGAUAAAUGCUUAAGAAAAUAUGUAAACCCACCAUUUUGGUAUAUAGAAAGUUGGUUUGUUUCAAACAUGAGCAUAAAUUUAAGGAUUCCCCGUAGUGAAUAGAGCAAAGCUAGCCAAUUGUCCAGCUUUGCAUUAUAAAGAUGAUAGUGACACUUUAUGAAUAACCAAUGUAACGUAUAGAUGCUGGGUUAUUUUUAAUUAAUAGAUAAUAGUGGGCUCGAUACGAAAAUAUAAGAAAAAUUUUUUUUAAAUGAGCUUGUUAUUUUUGCACAAAAAUAUAACAACACAAAUGAUGCUUAUGUAAAACAUCCAUACAUACAAUUAAAAGAAAUACAAUGUUAAAACCAUCAUAACACAAAGUUAUUAAAACGGGGAAUUGCCCUAAAAAAAAAUCUUUUUAUGGCAAGUUCUUGUUUUAAUAACUAUUUAGUGUGUAAUGAUUUUUAACAUUGUAUUUCAUUUAAUUGUAUAAUGCGAGAAAUGUAAUUUUAAGAUGCUAAUUUUUUUCCUAGUUUUUGUUUGCUUAUAACUGCUUUCCUGUUUUAGAUUGCAUAGCAGUAAAAGAAAAUUUGUAUUUUUUUCUGUAGUAAAUAAUAGUUGGUCAAAUAUGAAAAUACUAAAAGUAAUAACACCAUAACUUUGUCACAUUCUGUUUUUGAUCUACAUAUGAAAACAAAAAGGCUGAAAAACAUUUGGAUUCCAAAAAUGGGUUUAUUUUUUGUACGAGACUGAGCAUCGGGUCGUCAAUUAUUUAUCAGACUUGAAUCGUUAGACAUUUAUAAUUCACGGGCCAUUGAAAUCUUCUUGAGAUAUAUUUUAAUACAUCAAAGAUGUAUUCUAUUACCAGGAGGUUUGGGUUAUUCUUACAGGAUAAGAAUGGUGUUCAUUUUUACUGGUUAAAACAGUCAAAUUGGGCUAACCCAGAUAGUCUUUGGAUCAAAUGUAAUAGCAUAAACUAAAAUUCUUGGUGCUUCAGGUAAUAAUGAUUUAUAAAGUUUUGUGUUAUUCACCUCUCAUCCGCAUGUCUUUCAGAGAACUGAAAUUCAUACAUUGUAUUGUGAAUAGAAAUAGUAUUUUUUUAUUAUGUGCUACUAUCCUUUUUUUCUUUCUAGGUUAAACAAGGAUCUAGUAGUCAGCAUUAAAUCAUAAUAAACAAUCAGUUUCGCAUUACUGUACUGUGAUGAUGAGUGUUACUCUCAUAGACAUAGGUUGAUAUUUAAAACUGUCAGGAACAUCUAAAUUCAUUUCUCAGGUAUAUUCCAAUUUAUUUAUCUGCAUCAUUUUACAGUUUGAAGUAAUAUUAUGUAUUGUAAUUUUCAGUAAAAAAUUACAAGUAAAUGAAAUAAUUUUUGUUUACUAUCAGUUAGUUAUUUUAAAUAUAGCAUUUUGAUCUUCUCUGUAUGAUUUGUAAUUCUGCUAGAAAACCGGUUUUUUUUAUGUAAUCGGUAUUUUUCAUGGUUUUAAUUGAUAAUUACAGUAUACAGACGGGAUUAUGUUAGCAACGUAAAUGUUUACUUUGUUAUUCUUAAACUUGAUUAACUCUUGAUUGAUGAAUCACUUGUGAAAAACUGGUGUUCAUAGGAGGGUGACAUUCUCCCCACCAAGCAUUCGUAGCCUAUGCGGGUCACAAUGCAUAUAUAUAUAUAUACCUCCCAUACUAAUGAGAUGAGCUGGGCAUGACUAAAAAGUUGGUCACCUCCUGUAAUGUUAAUUUCUUUUAUCAUAAUGGACAUUUAUUUCACCCAGUUGAAGGAUUAAUGAAACAGGUAGUUGACUUUUGUUAAAUAUUAAUCAAUAAAAAAUCAGUCUUUUUGUUAUCUCAAUCACAAAUUGCUGCUUUAAUAUUUAUUAUUACCUUAGAAAUUAAAAGAAAAGAUUUUAUUAAAUAAUCCGUCUUUGUACUUAAAGUUUCACCUUGGGAGAGAAAAAAAUAAAUUGUGUGAUCAAAAUUUUAAGAUACUUCAUUGAUAAAUAUUUUUUUCUCUCUCGCUUCUCAGUCGUUAAAUUGUUUUUAUGAAGUUGCUCAAGUAUUUUAAGGUUUACAUUUUCAGUUAUGGAAAGAUGUUUUAUACAUUUGAAAGUUAAAUAUUUGUGAUACAGUUAUUAUUGUCGGUUUAUGUACCUUAACCAAACAUUUGUGAUACAGUUAUUAUUGUCGGUUUAUGUACCUCAACCAAACAUGUCGCAAUAUUUUCAUACUCUCUUGAUUUACCAGAAUGAAAUAAAGUAUAACAUUUAGGUAUUUCUUUACGAAAACUGCCAUCCAUUUAUAAUCUUGGUUCCAUUAAAGUGAUUAGGAAAUGGAGUAGGAACCACUAGAUAAAAACUAUUAAGAAUUUUACAUUCUUAAUUCCAAGAAUAUUACAAUUUGAAAUUUUUUUUUUGUUAGUUAGUUGUGCUUUUAAUGUAAUAUUUAAUUAUUUGUAACGCAUGGAAUUUCCUGGAUAAAAGACAUUCAAUAUUGUUUUGUAUUUGUAAAAAUAAAUUAGGUGCAUAAACAGUUGGAACUUUUUAAAAUUAAAUGCUAACACAAUUUAAUCUUUUUAUCUUAUUGUAGUUGGUUAUAUAAAGUUGGUGUAAGGAAUUAGUGUUGCCAUGAAGAAAAUAAUGUCGAUUUGUUCUCAAAUUUGUUACAAAAUUUAAUUUCACAAAUAAAGAUGGCUAUAGAUGCCCGGUAUCAACUUGGCUUUUAUUCUCCUUGUUAAA